AUGAAACUAAACAUAGCGAACCCGGCCUGCGGGCUCCAGAAAACUGUGGAGGUCGACGAUGAGAAGAAGCUUUUGCCUUUCUUUGAGCGACGCAUGGGGGCGGAGGUCCCAGGCGACUCUCUGGGGGAGGAAUUUAAGGGGUACCUCUUCCGCAUAACCGGCGGCAACGACAAGCAGGGCUUCCCUAUGAUGCAGGGCAUUCUCGCCAACCACCGUGUUCGCCUCCUGUUCCGCACUGGUAUGAAGUGCUUCAGGCCACGCCGAACGGGUGAGAGGAAACGCAAGAGCGUCCGUGGAGCUAUUGUGGGUCCGGAUCUUUCCGUGCUGAACUUGGUGAUGCUGCAGAAGGGUCCCGCGGACAUCCCGGGGUUGACUGGCGGAGAGAAGCCACGCCGCCUAGGUCCCAAGAGAGCCAACCACAUCCGCAAACUGUUUA
Molecule: messenger RNA, 436 nt
Organism: Eimeria necatrix
Lineage: Eukaryota; Apicomplexa; Conoidasida; Eucoccidiorida; Eimeriidae
Product: 40S ribosomal protein S6, related
Exons: 1
Biological process (GO): translation
Cellular component (GO): ribosome
Molecular function (GO): structural constituent of ribosome
Source: RefSeq, a predicted model, not a curated record